This is a messenger RNA of Symsagittifera roscoffensis, 885 nucleotides long. RefSeq names its product transcriptional repressor CTCF-like. Bases 1 to 885 code for a protein of 294 amino acids. Lineage: Eukaryota; Metazoa; Xenacoelomorpha; Acoela; Convolutidae. The record is from RefSeq and is a predicted model, not a curated record. The transcript has 3 exons.
AUGCCUGCCCCUAACCGAAACGAGAAAGUCAAGUGUGAGAAAUUUGGUGAUGAAUACAGGAGAUCUGAUGCUGCGAGACAUCGAAAGAAAUGUGAAAAGCAGGCGGAACAUAAGUGUUCAAACUGUCAUUUUUAUGCAAAGAGGAGCUGGGUUAUCAUGUUGCGAAGAAUCAUGCUCAACCAAGUUCGAAGCAGUCGAAAGUAUCCUUCUUGCGACCAAGAAUUCCCAAGUCACUACUCUCUCCAACAACAUCGAAGAAAGGAACAUGGAGCAAAAAGACGGAAACCCAGUGAUACUGUAGCGAACUUGAACAAGAUUGUGGAGGAAGAAGGGGAAGAUGGUGAAAAACUGAAGGAUGAACUUAGUGCUUGUCAACAUUUUUUGGUGGAUACGGAGAUGGAAAAUGGGAGACAUAAGAUAAUGCGUGCCCUUAACCGAAACGAGCAGGUCAAGUGUGAGAAAUUUGGUGAUGAAUACAGUAGAUCUGAUGCUGCGAGACAUCGAAAGAGAUGUGAAAAGCAGGCGGAACAUAAGUGUCCAAACUGUCAUUUUUAUACAAAGAGCAAAGAGGAGAUGGGUUAUCAUGUUGCGAAGAAGUAUUCUCAACCAAUUCCGAAGCAGUCGAGUUUAUCCUUCUUGCGAACAAGAAGUCCAAGCUACUACUCUCUCCAACAACAUCGGAGAAAGGAACAUGGAGCAAAACUACGGAAACCCAGUGAUACUGUAGCGGACAUGAACAAGAUUGUGGAGGAAGAAGGGGAAGAUGGUGAAAACCUUAAAGAGGAACUUAGAGCUUGUCAACAUUUUUUAGUGGAUACGGAGAUGGAAAAUGGGAGACAUCAGUGUGUGCACCAGGAGGAAUCUGAGAAUGUCCUCAUUAUUUGA